UCGAGGCGGGGCUCAGUUAUGAUGAAACUUGGACCAACAAAUAUCUCUGGAGACGUGGUAGCAAUAAUAAUUAAUCUAGCUAGAUGAAUAUAUCAGCUCAAUGUAGUAAAUGAUGAUCGAGGAAGAACCAUACUGUAUUUGGGAGAAAAACAACUACAUGGGUCGCAAGUGGAAGUAAUCGAGGAAGGCUUCCAGUCGACGACUCGGCUCAUAACAUUGAGAUCAGUUUUUUUGGGCCAUAUCAAGACUGUCUGAGGAAUUGCACGGACGUUUGCAGUGAAAUUGCUUUUUUUCUCAAGCCAAAAAGUGUGGACCCGACGCCACAAUAUUAUUUUCUUACGGAUCAUCGACUCCUAUUGGCAGGCAUGCCAGAGUCUUUGGUGACAUGCGGUUUUGUGCAAUUAGCUUAAGUUGGCUAGCUAGCUAUUGUUUUCCUUUCGCGAACUGCUCUGUCUUGCCAAACACAUUUAGUAAUAUAUUAUUCCAGAAAUGCAACAGGAGUCUACUGCAGUUUGUUAACUACAUUAGUAUUUCCAAAAUAAUAGAAGAGUGGACUUUCACUUUGCAUAUGGGCAUUACUUUAUCUACAAAGUAACGUUGCAACUUGGCAAUAAUAGCUAGCUAGUUUGACUUUACUUGCUAGUGUGGUUUGGCUAGUUUGACUGCUCUCAAAUGAUUACGCUAACGCGUUCAAUGUUGGCUACUUACGUUACUACAGCAAACACCAUGGUACAGUAAGCUAGCUAGUUUUUCGAAUUGGCUGGUUGGCAGUGCUGUUCAAUGUCAAACUGGAGGAGAACCUAUCCAUCUUAUUUGAAGGCUUUUGGGAUACACCAUUUUUUAUUUGUACGAACAACACAUUUGCCCCCUUUGCCACAAUGUUCAAGCUUUGUCUUCAGAGAACUCUAGGAUACACAGCAAGAGCAGUGCUGGAAAGUGUCACUGCCGGAAAGGUUUUGAAGGUGUCCCACGUGCAAAGCUGUUGGAUGGGAACGCUCGGACUCAACGAGCAGCGGGAGCACCUGAACUCUCCAAAAAGAGCAAAAGAAUUCAUCUACAGCCUUCACCCCAAAGAAAGAACAUGUUUACUCAAAGAACUGCAGAGCUUUGAGUCCAUAGCAAUAGCACAAGAGACGCAAGAGACUUCACCGCUUACUCAAGCUCAGAUCCGAUACGUGCUCCUACACAAUGCAAUCCCCUUCAUUGGUUUUGGCUUCCUGGACAAUGCCAUCAUGAUUGCGGCAGGAACCCAGAUUGAGUUGUCUAUAGGGGUCACCUUUGGACUAUCGACCAUGGCAGCUGCAGCUCUUGGGAAUCUGGUUUCAGACCUGGCUGGCCUUGGUCUUGCAGGAUACGUGGAAAUCCUAGCUUCCAGGCUAGGAAUGCAGGUUCCUGACUUGACCCCCAAGCAGGCAGACAUGUGGCAGACCAGGGUUAGCUCGCACAUGGGAAAAGGCAUUGGAGUCACAAUCGGAUGCAUUCUCGGAAUGUUCCCCCUGCUAUUCCUAGGGGAUGAAGAUGAGCACAAGAAAAAAGAAGCACAAACAAACACCCCGAACUCUUAACAGCAUGUAAACCAUUUUUUUGGUCUUGCGUCAAUUGCAACAAGCAUCAGCAGCAUGAUUUUAGUUGAUCUCUAUCUCUGAAAACCUUCUCUAUUUCAUUAUAUAUGCCAUUUACCAGACGCUUUUAUCCAGUGACUUAGUCAUGGGUGCAUACAUUUUACGUACGGAUGGUCCCGGUAAUCAAACCCACUAUUAUGGCACUGCAAGCGCCAUGCUCUACCAACUGAGCUACCAGAUAAUCUUCUGAAAAUGUAUUAUGAGCCAUUAGGCUUAUAAAGUAGUUGCAUUUGAUGGCAAGGUAUUUUCGCAGGAUGGAUUUCGUUGAUGGGUUGAACAUUUGUUUGAGAUUAAGUUAAACCAAUGUACACUUCCGGUCGAAAGUUUUUGGAACACCUACUCAUUCAAGGGUUUUAAUGAAAUGUUUUACUAUUUUCUACAUUGUAGAAUAAUAGUGAAGACAAACUAUGAAAUAACACAUAUGGAAUCAUGUGGUAACCAAAAGUGUUAUAUUUUACAUUUGAGAUUCUUCAAAGUAGCCACCCUUUGCCUUGAUGACAGCUUUGUACACUCUUGGCAUUCUCUCAAUCAACUUCAGUCUUGAAGUAGUUCCCACAUGUGCUGAGCACUUGUUGGCUGCUUUUCCUUCACUCUGCAGUCUGACUCAUCCCAAACCAUCUCAAUGUGGUUUAGGUCGGGGGAUUGUGGAGGCCUGGUCAUCUGAUGCAGCACUCCAUCACUCUUGUUCUUGGUCAAAUAACCCUUACACAGCCUAGAGGUGUGUUGGGUCAUUGUCCUGUUGGAAAAACAAAUGAUAGUCCCACUAAGCCCAAACCAGAUGGAAUGGCGUAUCGCUGCAGAAUGCUGUGGUAGCCAUGCUGAUUUAGUGUGCCUUGAAUUGUAAAUAAAUCACUGACAGUGUCACCAGCAAAGCCCCCCCCUCUAUAAAUACCUCAUCCUCCAUGCUUUACAGUGGGAAAUACACAUGCGGAGAUCAUCCAUUCAUCCACACCGCAUCUCACACAGCGGUUGGAACCAAAAAUCUCAAAUUUAGACUCUAGACUAAAGGACAAAUUUCUACCGGUCUAAUGUCCAUUGCUCGUGUUUCUUGGCCCAAGCAAUUCUUCUUAUUGAUGUCCUUUAGUAGUGGUUUCUUUGCAGCAAUUUGACCAUGAAGGCCUGAUUCACACAGUUUCCUCUGAACUGUUGAUGUCUGUUACUUGACCUCUGAAGCAUUUAUUUGGGCUGCAAUUUCUGAGGCUGGUAACUCUAAUGAACUUAUCCUCUGCAGCAGAGGUAACUCUGGGUCAUCCAUUCCUGUGGCGGUCCUCAUGAGAGCCAGUUUCAUGAUGGCUCUUGAUGGGUUUUUGCGACUGCACUUGGAAGAAAAAUUCCGUUCUGGACAUUUUCUGUAUUGACUGACCAUGUCUUGAAGUAAUUGACUGUCGUUUGUCUUUGCUUAUUUGAGCUGUUUUUGCCAUAAUAUGGACUUGGUCUUUUACCAAAUAAGGCUAUCUUCUGUAUACCCACCUACCUUGUCACAACACAAGUGAUUAGCUCAAACGCAUUAAAGAAAGAAAUUCCACAAAUUAACUUUUAAUAAGGCACACCUGUUCAUUUAAAUGCAUUCCAGGUGACAACCUCAUGAAGCUGGUUGAGAGAAUGCCAAAAGUGUGCAAAGCUGUCAUCAAGGAAAAGGGUGGCUACUUUGAAGAAUCUAAAAUCUAUAUUUUGAUUUGUUUAAUUAGCUUUUUUUUGUUACAUAUUCCAUAUGUAUUAUUUCAUAGCGUUGAUGUCUUCACUAUUAUUCUACAAUGUUCAUCCACCUCUGGCCUGCUCGCCUCCCUACCACUGAGGAAGUACAGUUCCCGCUCAGCCCAGUCAAAACUGUUCGCUGCUCUGGCCCCCCAAUGGUGGAACAAACUCCCUCACGACGCCAGGACAGCGGAGUCAAUCACCACCUUCCGGAGACACCUGAAACCCCACCUAUUGUAAAGUGACUGUUCUACUGGAUGUCAUAAGGUGAAUGCACCAAUUUGUAAGUCGCUCUGGAUAAGAGCGUCUGCUAAAUGACUUAAAUGUAAAUGUAGAAAAGAGUCAAAAUAAAGAAAAACCCUUGAAUGAGUAGGUGUUUUAAAACUUUUGACAGGUAGUGUAUGUGAUUAUCAUGAGUUAUUGCAAGUUACUCAUAGACUCAUCCCUGUUGGCCCACUGAUAGACUACACUGCAGUCAAUUGGUUUACAUUUUAUCAUGGAGUUGUUGGAAGCUGAAAUGAAAACACAAAUCAUGUUGUCGGUCUUCAAGUUUCACAAUUUUGGCAAAAGAUAAAACCAAGGAAAAUGUAAACUGUUACCUUGAUGGUAUUUUAUUUUUGUUCUGAUUGAAACAUCAACCGGUUGAACUAGCUUGUACAUUAUAGAAUAUUUUCAAAGGAUUCAUCUUUUGUUGAGGAAUUUCUGUACAAUUAUAUGAUUUUUUUUUUUUGUCAACAAGGAAAAGGGGAUUACUUUAUCAUUUGACAAUCAGGUCACGAAUGCUGUUUAUAGCACUACCAACCCAGUUUUUCAGAAGUUACAAACAUACCUGUACUAUACACACACUACAUUGAGAAUGCAUAAUGCCGUGGGUUCCUAGGAUGUCAACAUCUUGAAUUGGCUAACUGUUGCUAACUAGCCUUUACAAUUAUUUUAGAAAAGCCUAUUUUCACAGUCCAUACCAUUGAAGUGCCUCAAAUUGUAUUUGUAUUAAUUUUUUUGACCUUUUUAAACACAAGCACACAGAUUUUUAUUUUGUGAAAAAGUAUUUAAAUUGAUGUUUGAAAGCGUCAUUUUUAGUAUGUAAAUGUUUGCUAAUCUGCUUUAUUUUGGAGAAAUUAAGGAAACCGUUUCUGAAGUAAGCUGAACAAUUAAGUGUAAAACUGCACUCACUACAGUAUGUGUUCUAAAACAGGUUGGAUUUAUGUGCACAGAAGACGAGCAAUACAAUGUUUCUUAAAAUGCAAUUACUGCACCUAUUUUGUUGCCAAUAUUAUAUACUUUUUGUAGGAUAGCUACGAAUUUGUUUAUCUGAGACAACCAUUUACUUAUGGUGGCCUAAAAUCAGAUUUUUUAAUAGAUAUAAUCAAACUAGUCAUUUGUGUGAAAGGAAAUUAUUUGUUUUCUGUCUAUUUGAAUAUCGGUAUUCGUUUUCUCAGUUUGCCUUUUUUGAUUUCAAUAAAUGCAGAACUUAAACUGGAAUGCCCCUCACCACACUGCUGUAUUUCCUCAUGAAUUGUAAUGAAUGUUCAUAAUGACCCUUAUUAUUUAAACUAUUACUGCUAAAUGCAGUUUUGUUGUCAGCAAUGUACUUGGAUGUAAAAACACCAUUGCAGCACAACCAGACUAAAAAGAAAGUGUGCACCAAGGUGUAACAAAUGGUUUGAUAGUUUUGUUUGAAAGCAAUGAAUGUUGUUGUGGGUGAGUAGUAUUUCUGCAGUUUGGUCUUGAUCUCUCUACAUCCUUCUCUUUAGCACUAAUCGCCAUGCACAAUUUCCUCACCUCUGCCCUCUGGUGGCUGAAACAUUUGUAUAUGCCUCGGCUCAUUCCCCUUACUGCUAUUUCUCCUGGCGUUCUCUGGUCUUGCUUGUUGCACCAAUUUCCCCUCCCGUGGAAUCUUUGUUUUUGCCUGAUUUCCAUCAAUUAUCUGAAUAGGCAUCUCCCCGUCCUUGCUAUCCAACUCUUCGCUCUCCCUUAUUGGUUAUUGCUCCACCAUGAUAUCUCAGUAGACCUCUCCAUCUCUCCUCCUUGUGUCAUGUUUUUUCUUUGUCCCCAUUAAUGAACAUGCAAGAAAGUCUCAUGCUAAUGAGAAAGCUACCGGCAUUCAUUUAAACAAAUAUGGACUUAUCGUCCAAUGCUCUUCCCCACUACCAUGUGCAUAAAAUGUAUCUAUGCUGCCAUGUUUGCAUUUUAAAAUGUAUACUUAUACCAUUGAAGAGAAAAUACUUGUGUAAAAAGACUGACUGCUCUUGUAUUUUGCAACAAUGAUUUAAUAAAACAUGCAAACAAUG
Oncorhynchus keta (chum salmon) is the source of this 5608-nucleotide messenger RNA. Its product is annotated as transmembrane protein 65-like. Lineage: Eukaryota; Metazoa; Chordata; Actinopteri; Salmoniformes; Salmonidae. The transcript has 7 exons. Gene Ontology annotation, biological process: regulation of cardiac conduction; cardiac ventricle development. The coding region runs from base 879 to 1565 and encodes 228 amino acids. The record is from RefSeq and is a predicted model, not a curated record. Gene Ontology annotation, cellular component: mitochondrion.